AUGCCUCUCUCCUCUCCUCUCUCCCCCCUUUCUGCUGCGUGUUCUUCGCUCGAUCAGCCCAAGGCCACCAAGUCCGGAAAGAAGCCCGCCCCCGCUCCCUACCCCGGAGCCAAGGCCGCCGUCUCGAAGAAGAACCCCCUCUUUGAGCGCAAGCCCAAGAACUUUGGUAUCGGUUCGUCGCUUUCUGGUUCUUCUUUUUCUCCUUUGUUCUUCUGGGUCUCACCCUCCGCUUCCCCCUUUCUCAGGCCAAUCCGUCAAGCACACCACCGACUUGACCCGCUUCGUCAAGUGGCCCGAGUACGUUCGCCUGCAACGCCAAAAGGUCAUCCUCAACCAACGCCUCAAGUGCCCCCCCGCCAUCGCCCAGUUCCACAACGUCCUUGACAAGAACACGGCCACCCAGCUCUUCCGCCUCUUGAACAAGUACAAGGGCGAGACCAAGCAGGAGAAGAAGGUUCGUUUGGAGCAAAAGGCCGCCGACCUUGCCGAUGGCAAAAAGUCGGACGAGUCCAAGAAGCCCUUCUUUGUCAAGUCGGGAUUGAACGUGAGUGGUACGGUGGAGUCGUCCUGGUAGGAUCGAACCGCGUGACUCAUCUCUGCGGCUGUGCGUUCCCUCAGCACGUUGUCGGUCUCGUCGAGGCCAAGAAGGCGUCGCUCGUCAUCAUCGCCGACGACGUCGACCCGAUCGAGCUCGUCGUCUUCCUCCCCGCUCUGUGCCGCAAGAUGGGCAUCCCCUACGUCAUCGUCAAGGGCAAGGCUCGCUUGGGUGCGGUCGUCGGUCGCAAGACCUCGGCCGUGCUCGCGUUCGGCGAGGUCAAGUCCGAGGACAAGGCCGAGCUCGCCAAGCUCGUGUCGGCGAUCAAGGCCAACUACACGGACAAGCACGAGAAGACCAAGCACCAGUGGGGCGGCGGAAUCCGAGGCACCAAGUCGUACGCCAAGCUGCAAGGUCGGGCCAAGGCUUUGGGCCAGGACCCCAGCAAGGUUUCCAAGACCGUCUAA
This is a messenger RNA of Microbotryum saponariae, 1002 nucleotides long. Lineage: Eukaryota; Fungi; Basidiomycota; Microbotryomycetes; Microbotryales; Microbotryaceae. The record is from the annotation of a GenBank genome assembly.